UACGAGGUCGCAAACGAUUUCAUAAAUUUUCUCGUUCUUACCUCGUUACAAAACCUGGUGCGCUAUCAAAGGGAUACGUGCGAAGAAAACGCCUAAGAAGAAAUAUUAUGAAACCUCGAGCUUAAAAAAAUAAAACGAGUCUUCCGUACAGUUUAUAUGCGAAAAGAAUGAAAAAAGGAUUUUAUUUUGAAAAAUAUUUCGUAGUAAAAUCUUCCCUUAUAAACAUCUCAGAUCAACAAGUUAAUAUUAGAAACUCUUGGUGAAUUGAAAAAAUUCCAAACAGACGUUUUCACUUUAUUUAUUCACAAACGGAACUAUUAUUUUUGAUAUUCCCGGCGUAUCUUGGUACCUUUUUAGCAUCGCGCCUCGAUCGGCAGGAAAAUCUUUCGCCUCGCGUGUCGAGGCAUCCGCGGCACUUUCUGCAAAUUCGCGCUCAUCGAUCAUCGCGGUCAAUUGGCCGUGAAGGUGUCUGUUAACGUAAUUCGCUCAUGAAGACACCGCGUCGUCAUGAAGACGACGACGAAGAGUAAUCCGUUCGAAAUGCAGUGGUGGGCAUCGAAGCGCCUCUCGUUGGAAUUGAAAGUGGCCCAUUACGUUCGUUUAGUCUCGCUUCUUCAGUAUUGUUACGAUAUAAACAGGCGUCCCUUCAAUAGAAAGAAAAAAAUGAUCGCUCAUAAAGUAAUCACGUGAUGAAGGCACCCGUGAAGCAUCUGCCCUGUCGAAGUCCAUGAUCUCAAAUCUAUUCCGCUACGUCGCAUCGUCUUAUUUCACUUUUACAAACAUACAUUUAAUAUUUUAAUAAAACUUCGAAAUAACUUUCUUUAAAAGGUAAAAAUAUAAAAAAUGUACAUAGUGCUGCGCGUAUCUUAUCUGUAUUGCUGCAAAAUAAAGUUAAUUUAUAUCACAUACCGGGGCCUAUGUUAUAUAACAACAGAUUUAAUACACAAUUAAAUAGCUCUAAAAAAAGUACAUGAGUUUCGAAAAAUUUCUUUUUUUUUACUCUUAGUAUCUUCCUGCGCUUCCAAAACCCUAUCUUAAGGUUUUAGUUAAUGUGAAUUUUUUCUUCAAACCUCUCUUCUAAAUUAGCUCUCACUACGCGAAGAUAAAAGAACGGACGGCCCAGAACGAUCGACUGUUUGUCUUUCAAAUCCCGCAGAGAGAUUCUUAAACCAUCAAAAAUGUGGAGCUCGUCGAGACGCGAAGUAGCAUGUAAGAAUAUAUGAAUGAAUCAUCUGUUUUUUCCUAAAGGUCGAAAUGGAUCCCUUUCGAGUCCCGAGUGCUCUCAAGUGAUAUCACUUUUUCUCUUCCUCAUUCCAAAUCCAUUUACGAAUUGGUAAUUUAUUCCGGCUUAAUCUGUUCCCCAUUUAUUCCCCAUCUCGAAUGCCACAGAGCUGUGACUUUGAGUAGAGUUUUGGAAAAGGCGACCUUGGUCAUGAACGCGUCUGCGCCUUUCGACGGCCGGCCGAGCCGGCUGACAGGAUGCGCCAAAGGCCGAUCGAUAGGAGGGAUGCAAGAGACUCUCUUUCGUGCAACGCGAGCAUCUCAUUCCGUCUCCACGCUUUCGCGUUCCCCUCGUUCUCGCGUGUCACGUUUUCUCGCCGCUCUCAUUAGGGCCGCAUCAUCCUCCGAUCGCGAGACACGCGAUCGUGUGUCGUCCCCUCGCCGUUCUCGCCCGCGAUGCGAUUUUCCACGAGACAGUUCGUUGUCUCGCGCGUGGAACGAGCGAUCAGCUGCUGAAUAUCGCUGCGCCAGUAUCCGUUCGUUGCUCGCCGCUCCAAAUUCACAUUUUCAUUUCUAUCCCGUGAAAACUCUCGACGAGUAUAGGGUAAUGUUACGGAGGAGAGACCUUCUAGCUCAGUUGAUCUAGAGAAGCCGCAGGCGAAACAUCGUGUGAGAAUGUUAAGUACAUUAAAAUAUACUUGACACUCGAGGAUACAAUACUAUCGUUUUCCGAUCCGUCUGUAGUUAGAAUUCCUUCGGGAAUUCAUGAUAUGAUCAAGAACGCAACAAGGCUGUUUAUGGAGACUCGACCAUUUCCAUGAAGUGGACCCGGCCAAGUUUUGAAGAUCUAAAGCUCUCACGUUGCUCUUUGGAAUUAACAAUGUUUACGCGCACUUUUAAUGUAUUUACAUUGCAAGACCGCGAUUGUUCCAAAUGCAUGAAAUACGUGCCGGAAUUUAACUUGAUGACCUCAGGUAAUCAGAAAAUACAUCAUAUUCGCAGGCAAAUUUAAUAGCAGAGACUACAUUAUUCGAACAAAAAGUUAUCGAAACGUUCAAUAUAAUUAUGUAAAUUAUAUUUUGCAGAAUAAUAUUGGUGCUGAAGCGAAUUUAUUGUGAUUUUUUUAAGAAAUUUGAUUGACAAAAUAUUGAAAUAAUUGGAUUGAUAACAGCUAUUACAUAUGUUCGGGAAAAUAAAGAAAUACAAGCAAAAUUUUCAGCUGCAGGCAUAAAUUAAAAUGACUCUUCGUUUAAGAUGUGUCAAUAAAGCUUCGAAUUUUUAUUUAUAAAUGUUGUUAUCGCGAUAUCAAAAUGUCAUUUCUAUAUAUAAAUCAAAAUAAUAAUACCUAUAUCCUUUUUUUGAAUAAGUGAAGUUAAUGAUUUCGUUAAAAAAUGCGUAAAUACUCAAUCAGUUUUUGCGCUUGCUGGAAAUAGAAUAACCCAUGUUUUAGAUCGUUGCACGGGAAUUAUAAAUACCGGAAAAUCGAUUAUAUGAGAAUAAAAUACGAGACAGUAAUAUAUGCCCCGAGAUCUAAUCUGAAAUUCAUUCUAUUACUCAGCUCGCUUUCGAAAGGAACAAAACAACUCCCAUUUGUGUCUUAUGUAGCAACCGGGUGAGCCAAAUGACCAAGACCUAUAAUGACAUAGAGGCAGUUACAAGGCUUCUGGAGGAGAAAGAAAAAGACUUGGAGCUGACUGCGCGAAUCGGCAAGGAACUACUGGCACACAAUCAAAAGCUCGAGACCACAGUGAACGCGUUAGAAGCCGAGCUCAAAGAAGCGAACGAAAAGAUCACCCAGUUGAACCAUGAGGUGUUGAAGAAGACCGAGCUGAUACAGAUACUAACGAACGAUGUGGACGAAUCUAGCUCGGAAGCCGGAACUCCCACCGGCCUGCGCGGCAUUAAUCUGGAGAUAUUACAGAGGAAGGUUACCUCUUUGGAAGAAGAGAAUAAGCAGCUCCACAGCGAGGUCGCGAAUCUGGUGCACGAUGCCGACGAUUCCGAAGAACAGGAGGCACGUCUUGUAAAAGAUAUCGCAGCGCAAUUAGCAAACGCCAACAUGGAGGUGGAUGGCAUAGCGGAGGAGCUUGGCCGACAAAAGGAGGAGAAUCGAUUGCAACAUGAGCAAAUAAUUAGUCUUACUGCGAAAUUAGCUGAGACAGAGCUUAGGCUCGCUCAGCUGAUGGCGGAGCACGACGAAGUGGGAGCGACUCUAGUCAUAACUAGGGAUAAUCAAAAUACACUUGCUGCUGAAUUAGCUGAAUUUAAAGAACGAUACGCGGAGGUGGUGAACUUACUAGCCGAAACGCAAGAUCAGUUGCGGAAACAGAGGAAACGCGGAAUGCCGACUGUGCGCGGUGGAUCGCUAUUCCCGUCGAUGGGCGCGGCGCCUCAACCGGAUUCUAUCGCAUCGGAAUUGGAAUCGUCCCUUUAUUCGGAAUUAAGUAUUGACUCUGGGAUCGGUGCAGGCGACAGAAUACCAACCUACAAGAAAGUGUUUGAGACCGUUCGUACCGCGUCUCGAACAACAUAUUCAGGAAUGGAUCCCAAUCAGUUUCCUAGAUUAAAUUCCAUGACGACGUCGACAUUAUCCAGCAGUUCAGUUGGUCCGCGGAUGAGUUGUGGGCAGGUGCGACCGCAGGCAUCUACAUUUCCCAGUUUGGAUUCUACCGGUCACAGUGAGAACGAAGGAUCCUUGCUCAUGGAGACGGAAGAUUACCCAGGGCCACAACGAAUGGGCGUACCUGGUGCUCCCGGUGCUGCUGAUCUAGAAGCCGCUAUACGCCGUUUAACGCCCGCGGAAGUAUUGGCGAGGCGUGCGUGUCUCAGUACAGGCGCCGGUUACAGUUACGAUUACGAUGGUGGUAUAUUACAUUCCCCGCCAACCUUCUUGCCUUUUGACUGUCGCACUCCGGACAGCAUCAUGUCGACUGGUAGCAGCGGUAAUCUGAGCGGCUUCAGCGGCAACAGCGGCAACGCUUGGCGCAUCCCGCAGAAACUGCAGAUAGUCAAACCGAUGGAGGGCUCGCAGACGUUGCACCAUUGGUCGCGACUGGCGACGCCGACAUUAGGUGGAUUGCUGGAGGACAGACCAGGCGUAAAGACCAGAGGCGGUCGUGCUCUCGAGGAUCUCGGUCUGAUAACGUUUGCGUUGAGCGAUUUGGAGGAAGAUGAGGAGUACACUAACCCCGGUAAACCGUUCCAAGACACCGGCUCCAUUUACACCUUUACUAACAGCACCGUAAUGCAUCCGGAUGAUCACACCAUUAGCAGCGUGACGCCGAGCAUCGUUAGCAGUCGCGUUGCCUCGGCGCCCAACAGCGGUAUGAACUCCGGUAUGAGCACCCCUCGCACGCACAGCCGUCGUAAUUCAACGUCAACGUUUUCGACCACCCUCGGAUUGGCCAAGAUGCUGAACGAAAGAGGAAUCAAGGCCGUCACACCCUCGUGCAUAGGCACGCCUACCGACGAGCGGAAUUUCUCACCGACUGCUACACCGUGCAACAGUCCGGACGCGAGUUUGUCACCUACAAGAUCAUCGUCACCGCCACCGGAGAAUGCCGCCUCGCUGACAUUGGGACUGCUCAGCACCGGGGCGGAAUUACUGCGGCGUACUUUUAGUUACGAGCCACCGGCGCCGGUGCAAGUUACGAAGAAGAGACCAAAAUCGACGAUCUCGCGCUCCGAUAAGAAAGCUCUCACGGGGAUACGUCUGGUGGAGAAAUUGGAGAGGAUUGGUAUUGAUACGAUCAUAGCCACUACAGUUAGCUCGUCGAUCUCACCGUUAGCUCUACAGGGUGCUUUGUACACGCGUCGUUCGACUGGAAGUCCAAUGGCACAAUUGACUUUCCUCAAAACUUCAAUGUCCUCCAGUACCAGCCAAGAGAAGUUAAUAUCUCCCUCGUCUUCAACAUCCUCCGCUAGUGACGAAUUUGCGUUGGGCAAACGGGAUGAUAGCAAGGAGCCCGAACCAAACGUGUCCGGUUCCAAAGCAUUUAAUUCGAGAGCGGCGGGUCAGUCGCCGGAUCGGCAGCGACGAUCGGGUGCUAGAGCGACGAGGCCCGAUCUGGGACGAGUUAAGCCGCCAGUUCCGACGCCUGUAACUAAAGAAUCCAAACAGUCGGCAUUGGGAGCAAUAAGCUCGCUUCUUUUUGGUCGUAAAGGUGGCUUACUGUGAAUAUUUUGUAGUCUAUAAUGCGAUAGCGGACGAAUUAAUCAAUUCCAGCAAAUUAUUUUUUAACGUAUUCGCAGAGAAAGAGAGCUCGUUUUUUUUUUAUUACCAGGAAAUCUUGGUUCAUGCGGCAUUACUUGAGUACACGAUAUGCUUCUGUCGUCAGUAUUAUUGAUUGUCUAUAUUUUGACGUAUUCGUUGAUUUAUAUACAGCAAUUUUCAAAUCUCUAACGUGGUGAAUCGUUGUAAAUAAUCAUGAUGGUGUAAACAUUAAUAAGAUACACAAAUCAGGUUGCUAAAUACUUUAUAUAAUAAACAUUGUAUCUUAAGUUUUUAUCCUAAAGAUGAAUGAAAAGUGAGAGAGACAAAUAUAGAAGGGCGGAAUAUACUCUGUACAGUGAAAAUGCACGAAAUCAUUAUACAUUUUAAAUUUUAUUUUAAAAUCUAUAAUGAAUUAAGAACAGGAAAGGUAUAGAAGGUUGGAUUUUUGAUAGUUUGUGAUAAAUGAAGAGAAAUAUGUAAAUUAUUAACUAAAAAAAUGUAAAGAUAAAGAUUAUUUUAUCUUGUGAUUGUAUCAAGAUCUUCGACUAUAUGUAUCUAUGGACUGCUAGUCGUAAUAUUUAUGCAUUAUAUUGGUAGAUGCAAAAAUUUAAGAAUCCAGAUAUAUACAAUUGGUGACGUAAUUUAUAAGAUUCGUUACGUUACAAAAAAUUGCAAUUGUAUAUAAAAGUCUAUAUAAACUUUUCUUAUUUAAUAAAUUUUUUUAUAAGUAAUUUUUUAAAGAUCAAAAGAAAUUGAUAAUGUAUUCAAAUAUUGUUUUUGUAAAAGGAUAUGAUAUAUUCACGGAUACAUUAGUACAUAUGAAAACUAUAAGGAACUGCCAAACUGUAAGAAGCUGCAUUUUAGUCCAUCUAGUUUUAGUUACUUUAUAUUUAGUCUUUAUUUUAUUUAUAUAUUUAUUUAUAGUAGAUAAAUAUUUAAAUUUUUCGCGCAGAUUUAAUAAAUUAAACAAUCUUUACACUUGGGAACACUCAAUAUUAUAAGAUAUACAAAUCGUUUAGUGCAGUCCAUAUUCUUAUAUAGUUAAAGAUUGAAGUAUAUUUCCAACGAUACGAAAGACAGAAACAGGAAAAACAACUUAAGGAAGCUAUAAUAGGCAGGAUAGUAAAUGAAAAAUUAAUAUCGUGUAUUCGAAAUUUGUAGUUAAUGACUGGAGAAUAAGUUAUUAUUACCAGUGCAAUAUAAACGACUAGUAAUACAAAGGGCAGGGAGAACGCUGAGAAUGGUGCAUCGUACUAUAAUGCAUUAUAUUAUGUAAUUUAGCACAAAAUCAAAUUUUGGUGCUGAUUCAUUUUCUUUAGCGUACGCCUGGUGACGACGAGUAGUCGUAGCAACAUCGUCAAUGCUAUUGUCAGUCUUUGCACGCGGAAGAUUGUGCAUUUAGCACAAUUGAUGAUUUAUAAAUAUGUACUGUACAUAGUUGAAUGAAAUGCAGCGGGGCGGUAAAGCGCCUCACAUUAUUAUAUUUUUUUUUCUUUUUCUUUCCUUAGCGAUUUCUUUCGCGUAACUGAAUAAUUUAUUGCAACUUCGUUUCCUGCAAGUGGGUCUGAGUUUUACAUAAGAGGACAUGUAAUGUAUUAUAUAGAGAAGAGUGUUUAGCUCGACGCAGCCUUGUACAUAGACGUACAAAUUAAUAAAUUAAAUUGGAAAAUAAUAAGCUGUGUCGCUGUCCUACCUCGUUUGCAUUUCCGCCGACAUCUCCCCUACAUUGUUCUUCUAAUCAUUCGAGCGGCCUAGAAGCUAGCCGGAAGGAAAUCGCAGCGGAAUGGUUGCGAUAUGUAUUGUAAAUAGAACGAUACUGACGAAACGAUCGUGGAAAUGUCAUGUUUCGUUGCAACUUACGCUUCGUACCAAUCUCCGAGGGAUGCAGUAUCAAACGUGUGGAGCGAGAAACUUCGACGAAACGUAGCAUUUGUUCCGCGAUGAUUAUUCCUAUGAAAUAUGUCCGAGAAACUAUUCCGAAGAAAUUUCCGAGAAUUUUGUUUCUAUCCCGAAAAAUGAGUUGUAUAUUCUACAUGAUGAAAAUUAAUAUCCGUAUGAAGGGCAUUUAGACUGUGUUAAAAAUGCAUUUAGAUAGAAUGUAGAUUUCUCUUGAAUAAAGAGCAUAAUAUCAUAUCCUCGGUGUUGUAGCAUAUUAUUAAGGCUCAAACGUGUUAGUAUAAUUGUAUAAAAUCAAGUGAAAAGAAUGCGUAACAAUUCAACGGAAUGAAUAAUGGAAAACAUUUUGACAUAAAAACUGAUGAAAUCGAUAAAGAAUACGCAUUACGCAAAAUAAGAUAAAAUAAAGAUAAAAAAUGUAUAAUGUGAAAAUAAAAAGUUUACUGCAUAAUUUAUUCAAGAGAUUUUACACAAUUAGAUUAUCCGAGUAAAUCAGCUUUACAUUCAGUUUUCACAGUAAACGAAAGGAAAACAUUUUUGUGUCACAAAUCAAUAGAUAGAUUAAUUUUCUUGGUUACGAUUGAAGAACACUUGGCAAAUAUUACGCGAUAAAAUCAAAUGAAAAUACGACCAUUUAACGGAAUUAACAAAUAUAUUCGGGCAUAGAUUUGCUAAUUUUCUAUGCAAACUGAUAGAACCUAAACCUAUAUAGAGAGCAUACAAGGUAUAAAAGAUAAAUAUAAAAUAUGAAAACAGAAUUUUCUGCGUAAUUCGUUCAAGAGAUUUUACAAUCUGUACAUUUUAGAUUAUCCAUUUUGAAUUACCCGUACAAAUUUCAGUUUUCAUAGUAAAUGAGAAGAAACACGAUUAUAAAUUGUUUGAAGAUCUGCAUUACAUCGACGAGCAAUAUUUCCCCGAAGAAUGUAAUUGUUACGUAACUAAGAGUAAGCCUAGGAGUCGUGUAUUACUAUGUGAUUCUGUUCACUAAUGUCUGUUAGAUAAAUGUUGAGAUUGAGAUUGAGGCCUUAGUAAGCGUAAAAUUUUCGUUUGAUGUUCGAGAUUUUAUUUUAGAUUGGUGAUACUUUUAUGCUGGCACGUGUACUUGAAUUUCAUAUGCUUUUCAUCAGCCAAUGCGACGAUUCGCCAUGGAUUGUUUGAUCAGACACACAUUUACAGCAAGCGUGUCUAUAGCAAGCCCGUUGCCGAAGGUGCUAUGUAAUCAUUUUAGAUUUAUAGGAAGAAUAGAGAUUGUCAUAUCUCCAAAUUGAACAAUAAAUAUAUUUAAAUAUUAA
Wasmannia auropunctata (little fire ant) is the source of this 8622-nucleotide messenger RNA. RefSeq names its product trafficking kinesin-binding protein milt (gene milt). The transcript has 7 exons. The record is from RefSeq and is a predicted model, not a curated record. NCBI's taxonomy places the organism in Eukaryota, Metazoa, Arthropoda, Insecta, Hymenoptera, Formicidae. Bases 2843 to 5398 code for a protein of 851 amino acids.